AUGAACAAGCCUCUCGGUUACACCAAAGGUUCUCCCAAUCAAGUUUGCAAGUUACUCAAAAGCUUAUAUGGCCUCAAACAAGCAUCAAGGCAGUGGUAUUCUAAACUCUCAAAUGCCUUAAUUGAAUCUGGUUUCUCUCAAUCAAAGGCUGAUUAUAGCCUUUUCACCCGAGACACAAAUGGCAUCUUUGUUGCUUUACUUGUGUAUGUCGAUGACAUACUUGUAGCAAGUAAUGACCUCACUAUUGUAAAUGAUUUAAAGGCCCUUAUGCACAGCAAGUUUCAAAUAAAGGAUCUUGGCCCAUUGAGGUACUUUCUUGGCAUUGAGAUUGCACGAUCCUCUAAAGGAAUACAUUUUUGUCAGAAGAAGUAUACAUUGGACAUCUUGGCAGAUUCGGGUACCUUAGGCAGCAAACACACUAAAGUUCCUAUGGAACAAAACCUCAAACUCACUAAGUCCACAGGUACUCCAUUAUCAGACCCUAGUGUUUACAGAAGAUUGGUUGGUCACUUAUUGUACCUCACUAUCUCUCGGCCUGACAUAUGUUUUAGUGUUCAAACUUUAAGCCAAUACAUGGCUAAUCCUACUGAUACACACCUCCUGACAGCUCAUAAAGUUCUCAAAUAUCUCAAAGGUACCCCUGGUCAAGGCCUCCUUCUCCCUCGUUCUUCCUCAUUUCAACUUGAAGCCUACUGUGAUUCAGACUGGGCUUCAUGUCCAGACACUAGAAGAUCUGUAAGUGGCUAUUGCAUUUUUCUUGGCUCUUCCAUGAUCUCUUGGAAGUCCAAGAAACAAUCGGUUGUUUCCCGAUCAUCGGCAGAGGCAGAGUAUCGCUCAAUGGCUGCUGCUUGCUCCGAGUUAACAUGGUUACGAUUCAUCCUAUCCACCCUUCAAGUCCCUCAUCCCCAAGCAGCUUUCCUUCACUGUGAUAACCAAGCUACUCUCCACAUCAUUGCGAACCCUGUCUUCCCCGAAAGAACCAAACAUAUCGAGCUCGAUUGCCACUUAAUUCGUGAUAAAAUCAAAGAGGGUAGCAUCUGCACUCAUUAUGUUCCCAGCUCUCACCAAAUUGCAGACACCAUGACAAAAGCCUUGUCUUCCACAGUUCUCAACACUCACUUAUCCAAGAUGGGAGUCGUAAAUCUUUACGCUCCAUCUUCCGGUAUUGGAGAAUAA
Messenger RNA from Juglans regia (Persian walnut), 1176 nucleotides. RefSeq lists its product as uncharacterized. NCBI's taxonomy places the organism in Eukaryota, Viridiplantae, Streptophyta, Magnoliopsida, Fagales, Juglandaceae. The transcript has a single exon. The record is from RefSeq and is a predicted model, not a curated record. Bases 1 to 1176 code for a protein of 391 amino acids.